AUGUUGGUGGCAAUAGUGCUGUUGGCUUUGUUGUCUGGUGUGGUAAGUUUCCGGAGUCAAUCAGUUGCAGUACGUGGUCGUCUAAUGUGUGGCUCGAGUCCGGCUUCCAAUGUACGCAUAAAGCUCUGGGAAGAAGAUAGCGGACCGGAUCCAGAUGACUUGCUUGAUCAGGGUUACACGGAUCAAAAUGGUGAUUUUUUGCUUCAAGGUGAUACUGUUGAACUGACACCAAUCGAUCCUGUUUUUAAAGUUUAUCAUGACUGUGACGAUGGGCUGAAGCCUGGUAAAAGGAAGGUGAAGUUCAAGAUACCGCAGUCAUACAUUACCAAUGGGAAAACACCGAAGAAAGUUUUUGAUAUUGGUACUUUAAAUUUGGAAACGAUAUUUCAUCACGAAGAACGUGAAUUAAUUGUAUCGUAA
Brugia malayi is the source of this 420-nucleotide messenger RNA. RefSeq lists its product as uncharacterized. Bases 1 to 420 code for a protein of 139 amino acids. The transcript is spliced from 4 exons. NCBI's taxonomy places the organism in Eukaryota, Metazoa, Nematoda, Chromadorea, Rhabditida, Onchocercidae. The record is from RefSeq and is a predicted model, not a curated record. Gene Ontology annotation, cellular component: cell surface.